Acanthopagrus latus (yellowfin seabream) is the source of this 5728-nucleotide messenger RNA. RefSeq names its product leucine-rich repeats and transmembrane domains 2a (gene lrtm2a). The transcript has 7 exons. Gene Ontology annotation, molecular function: protein binding. Bases 694 to 1896 code for a protein of 400 amino acids. The record is from RefSeq and is a predicted model, not a curated record. Lineage: Eukaryota; Metazoa; Chordata; Actinopteri; Spariformes; Sparidae. Gene Ontology annotation, cellular component: plasma membrane.
AUGACGCCAGCAACCUAACGCUGUCGUUCUCUCUCUCUCUCUCUCUCUCUCUCACAAACACACACACAUACUCUGUCUCUCUCUUUUUCUCACACACACACACACUCACGCCUCCCAGUCACACACGGCAGUGCACAAGCCAGCGAACAGGACGGCGCUGGACGUAUCAUUCAGAUAGGGAAUAGAUCGGAAGAAAAGGAUUAACUAUCUCCAUCCCUCUCCCUUCUAUACGGACCUUAUCCUCUCUUCCCUCCUCUUGUGUCUCUAAGCCUCUCUUCACCUCGUUUUUUUUUUUUUUCUACAAUCCCUCAUUUUUCUCUACACAAUCCCUCCUUUUUUCACAAUUCAUUGGUGGGCUGAAGGGGGAAGCUGGGGGGGAUUGUCUAUAUACAGAAAGAAGGAUUAUUCUUUCAUUUGACCAGGAUCUUGAAUGUAUGGAUUUCUUCAACUGAAGAGGGUUUUUUUUAUUCUAUUUUGUAUCCUGUGAGUAAUUUUUGAUAUACAUAUAUAUUUUAUUUUUUUUACAUUUUGGAGAUAUUUUUUGGGGGUACGGCUGAUGGCAGAGAGCUGUAAGGCUGAUAUUUAGUCUAAAGGAGAUCUGGUGAAGAUUUUCCCAGUCGCCGCCCUAGUGGAGGCAGCAGGCAUGGCGGCUUGACGCCCCUCCGACAGAGGAAGGCCGUAGAGCUCUGUGUCAUGCCACCCCACACCCACCCCCCUGGGGGCAUCGGCCUGCCCCAGCCCAGCUCAACCAGCCACCACCUGGCAAGACCUGUCUUCCUCUGCGUCCUCUGCCUACUGGCAGCACUGCUGCCGCCAGCCUCCUGCUGCCCUUCUCCCUGUCUCUGCUACACAGAUGGACUGGUGGACUGUGGGGGCCGGGGUCUCUCGUCUCUGCCGCCCCUUCACCUCCUGCCUCCGGGGAGUCGCUCCCUCCUGCUAGCCAACAACAAGCUUGCCUUGCUGGGAGCCUCUGCCUUUGCUAACCUCUCCUCCCUGGAGGAGCUGGAUCUCUCCAAUAACUACCUGGACAAUUUACCAGCUGGAUUAUUCAGAGACAUGUCCAACCUGACGAGACUGACUCUGCACAACAACUCACUAACAGUCAUGGACAGAGAACUCUUCCAGGGUCUGGGAGGUCUUCAGAGUCUGGAUCUGUCCCUGAACGGUCUGUCCUCUGUUCCUCUUGGGGUACUGGACGAGCUGCAGAGCCUCAGGUGGCUGUCUCUAGCGGGUAACAGGCUUCAUGGUUUGGAGAGGGCAGCAUUUGAGCCGCUUGCCAACCUGCAACACCUGGAACUGGGACACAACCCCUGGGAAUGUGACUGCAACCUCCGUGAUUUCAAACACUGGAUGGAGUGGCUGCUGUACAGAGGGGGGAAGGUGGACGCGGUGGAGUGCACACUACCGAAGGAUCUACGUGGGCGAGACAUCCGUGGCGUUCCAGUAGAAAUGUUCAACUACUGCCUCCAACUUGAAGACGAGAACGGAGGAGGAGGAGGCGAGGGUUCCCGUUCUGGACAAGGGGGCGUUCCUCCCUGCAGCAGAAACGCUCUUAGCCCCAGUGGGGCAACACCAAUUUCUGACAACAGCAACACUGCUGAUGAUUCCUCUUCAAACACGGGAGCUGGAGGAGGAGGCGGAGAUGCCCCGUCAGAUUGUGUUCGUGCCCGUUACCGGCCUGUGAGCGUGCGCCGCGCCAUCGGCACAGUGGUGAUUGCCGGCGUGGUGUGCGGCAUCGUUUGCAUCAUGAUGGUUGCAGCUGCAGCUUACGGCUGCAUCUACGCCUCACUGAUGGCCAAGUACCAGAGAGAGCUGAAGAAGAGGCAACCACUGAUGGGAGAUGGAGAAGCAGACGGGGAGGACAGGGAGGAAAAACAGAUCUCGUCCGUGGCCUAGGGGAGUGACGGGACGGGGGAGGGUUGGCUUUUGAAAGGGUGAAGGUUGGAAGGGGCGAAAAUUAAAAGGGCUUGAGGAGGAGAGAGAUGGAAGCGCUUGUUUUAUGCACACAGACAGUUAUGGUAUCUCUCCCUCUGACUCUCAAACUGACACCUUUCUCCCACUUUCUGUCUUCCUUUCUUGGUCCUCUUUCUAUUUUUAACCUUCUCCCUCUGUGCCCUACUCUCUGACACACACAUACCUUAUCCUUUUCCUGAUUUUUCUCCUCCAUUUGGAGGCAUUCUCACCGCAGUAUUUGUUACUAAUCAUCCCUCCAACUCGCCUACCAACCACCUACUGCUGCUCUUGGCUGCCGCUGAAUUCACCAUUAUAUUGGCUGAGAAAAAGAAUUAUCUGGUACUGUCUCUAGCAUAAAACAUAUAAUUUAAGCUGUUGCAAGACACUCGUGGUGUACAACAGGUCAGUAUUUAUUAGCCUAGAUGGAAUUUUCAGGGAUAUACAGCAUGUAUGGGGUCAACAGGACCAAGAUUCAGAUUGAUGAGCAGAAUUUGUUGCAUUAGGUAGCACCCAGCUCUCAUUUUGUUCACAUUUUUAUGUCCUAUCCAAAGCCAGUUCCUCCAAAAAUCAAGACCCCUGCCCAGAUUCCUUCACCCUUGCCUGGCCUAAUGCUCCUCUGACGCUCCCUUGGACCUCAAAAAAGAAACAAUCAGUGUUGGAAACCUUGGGGGCAAUGAGGAAACGUGGAUGAACACUAAGCGAUGUCAUUUAUAUAACCAAGGCCUCUCGAGUGCUUUGUUGCAGAGAGAAUACCGGGGGUACAUACGGAUAAUAUGUUAAUAGGAGAUCAAACACAGAGCCUCCUGAGUCUGUCGUCUCUUGAGACUUGUUAGGGAUGUUAAAUAUGGAACAGGAUACCAUUUGAAUUGACAAAAUGAUCAUUCAUUGACGAAUAGACCUUUUAAAAUAGGUUGCUGGUGUAGAACGGUUACAUCUGGACCAGAUAUUUUUUUCCUCCUUGAUCUUCUAUGGACCAAUAACAUCCUCCAGGCGUCACAGCCUGGAGCCGUAUAUGAGAUUCUACAAUGAAUCUUAACAAUCAGCUCAACACAGAACUAACCAUUUUAACUGGAAUUAGCUGUGUUUGUCACUUUUCCUCAGAAUGAAGGGAGGCUCUUGUUUCCUUGAUCCUUGAUCUAUUUCUGGACAGACCAAAGCCCUCUUAUUGGGGUGAAAAAGUGGUCAAACAGAUUUUCUGGUAUUUCUUUGACUAAGCUUCCAGGCUGGUUCAGAAAUGUAUUCACAAUGGUUUUAAUGAAGUUGUGGAGAUUUUAUGGACCACAGACUUUGCUUUAAAGCAAAUAUUCUUUGUUCAGAGCAAAUUUUCAGACUGGUUUCAACCCUCAGAGGUGAAUGUUUGCUACUUUGGCAUGGAAGCACUAUCUCAGAGAACCCUGUCUCCUGGAAAGGACUACAGAACUUCAUCUAAGGACUACAAACUUCAGACUUCCUGCACUUUAUUUCCUUAAUCAGAUCCCCUCUGGCCUCCCUCUUCCUCCUCCCUUCCCUGUCUUUCUUUCUAAAAUGGACGUUUUUGCCCAGAGGGAUUAUAAUGAACAAGGGAUUAAACAAAAGGACGCUGCUAUUUCCCCUCCUCCUCCUUCUACUUAUCAUCCCUUUAUCUCGCCAUCCAUCUUUCCAUCCAGUGCUAUUUAUGGAAAGUUUUUCACGCUUCCUCCAAGACUUCCACCUAGUUUCUCUCCUCUCAUCCACCCCUCCUCUCAUACUGUUGUCCUUGUGUUUUUCCUGAAAGGUAAGCAAUAUGCAAUGAAGGUCGCGUCACCUUUACGUGAAGAUUUUGUUGCAGCCAAAGAGUUCCUCUGUUGUAAACUUAGUAACCAUUACUCAAUCAAAAUGAGCACUCUUAAUGCAUUCACAAAAAAGGUUUGUUUGUUCGUUUGCUACACAUAGUUUCUUUAUUUAUGCCCUGAAAUAUCUGUUUAACCUUCAACAUUUUACGGUUGUGUCUUUGGUGAUAAACAAUCCAAAAAAUCUGACUUUCAUUGCAUAUUGCUCCCCUACAGUAGGAGGACUAUUGUUCCCUCUCAAUUUUAAAUUGGCUGGAAAUAAACUUAUAUCAAACGUGUGUUAUCUUAUACCCGGAUAUGAUGCAGAUAAAUAUUAUCAUACUAGUCUCUAAUAUGGUGUGUUGGCCCAACAAUCCCCAGAAUGUUUUUUGAUGUAGCUGUUUAUCGUUUUCUGUAUCAGUUCAUGAUGUAUGUCCUUUGUUGUGUUAAUGACUUCUAUGUUUUGUUUUGUUUUAGGUUUUAAUAUCUCUGUAAUGUUUGUUUAUUUGUUGUGUUCAUUUAUUUGUGUUCAGUAGUUUGUAAAGUUUCUGCAUGAGGCAUAGAGAGAGUUUGGCCAUUGACAGUAAAAAGGGCCCCAUACUGCUGCCACGUCUCUGAAAUACAUCAUUAGAACAUUAUUUAACAUAGAGUUACAUUUUUGUUUUGAUAUGAUUGUUUUAGAGAUGCACUGAUGGACUUUCCGGGGACCGCAAUAGGCCAGUUUUCAGCAUGAUUGGUCGGUCAAUAUCCGAUGUAUCCAAUUCUGUGCUGGCCUGAUUUAUAUACUUUUCGCCGGGGCCCCAAUGGGACCGCCAGCCCGUACUGAAAGGAAGGAGCUAAAUAUUUGAUGUUAUUUACUUUUUUCGUUUUCAGCAGCGCAUUAAAGACAGACUCCUUCCGUUUUUACUUUUCACAAUAAGAGUCCCAGAUAUACCAGUAUACAUGCGUGAUUGCUUAUAAGGUUAAAUUCACUUAGACAUUUCAUCAACAGGCCAUUAAAAUAAUGUGUUUUUUUUAUAUUAAUUAUUCAAUAGGCAAUGUUUUAAUACGAACAUACAAUUGAAUUUUCCUUUAGAAAGAGCUAUGUUUGUGUAUGCUAUUAGUUAUAGAAAAAUCCAAUCGGUGCAUCUCUGGAUAUUGUUCAUGGAGUUUUAUAGGACCAACUUUAUCUUGGACAAAUAAUUUUUCAUUAGAAUUUAUGGCGAAACAUGCAGCCUGUAUUGUAGCAGUCAUUGACAACAUGUUGUGUUUGAACCAUCUAUCGAUAUUACUUAUGUAAUAAAAAAGCCAAGGUUAAUGCCUUGCAUGAGAUGAGACAUGAGAGAAACCAGUAUUGAAGACAUACUAUUAUCUUCCACCGAGAAUUCCAUAUUUGCAUAUAAAUAUUAUUUGCUGGAGCUUGAGCUGGUGGGACGUCAACAUGCACAAAAAAGAUGGAUUUUAUGAUUCUUCAGUCCAGUCCUCAUCAAGUUUGCAUUGCAAAUUAAGUCUGGAAGCACUUUAGCAACAUUGUUCAAAAGGAAAACCGUCGAAAAUAAUUUAGAAAUAGAUCUAAAUCAAUAAUUGGCACUUCCAGGGCAUGUGUGACAGCAUAAUAAAGUGAUGUAUACAUGACAGGUAUAAACAUAGCCAUGAAUUCUAAAGGGACUCUGGGGCAGUAACUGAAAGAAAGGCAAUGACUAUACUCUGUCUAUGAAUGUAGAAACAUCGUCCUCUCACCUCCUGGUCUGCAGGUCUCGUGUUGUUGGUAGCUAAGUAUCUUAGCUAGCUGAAAACCUGUUCCUAUAGCCUGUGUGUGUGUAAAGAAUAAUAAAUUCUAGUUUGUUACGUAAAAACUGCAGCAGCCAUGAUGACUGAGGGCCUAAAAGACUAUAUUGCCUGGAAAUCUAUGGUGUGUUGUGCUAUUAUGAUGAUUGUGAUUAUGACGGUGAUGAUAUGAUGAUGGUGACGAAGCAUUUCCUGCUCAAUAUGCAUUGAUUUAAAUAAAA